GCCCGUUGUCAUUCCGGAUCGGUAUUGUGCCUACAGUACAUAGGCAAUUUGCUGAUCAGCGGCUCGAGCGAUACUACCGUGCGCUUGUGGGACUUAUCAACCGGUCGCUGUCUCAAUGUUGUCUGUCACCACGCUGAAGCAGUGCUUCACCUUCGUUUUCGCAACAACGUCCUGGUGACAUGUUCCAAGGAUCGCAGUAUUGCGGUUUGGGAUAUGGGACCUUGGCCUGCAGACGUUCGACUUCGUCAAGUGCUAGUCGGACAUCGAGCCGCAGUGAAUGUCGUUGAUUUCGAUGACAAAUACAUUGUCUCAGCUAGUGGUGAUCGAACCAUCAAGGUUUGGGCCACAGAUACGUGUGCAUAUGUCCGCACUUUAGCCGGACACCGCCGUGGGAUUGCUUGCCUACAAUAUCGUGAUCGCCUUGUGGUUUCUGGCAGUUCAGAUAACACAAUCCGCAUUUGGGACAUAGAGACCGGAGUGUGUUUCCGUGUACUGGAAGGACACGAAGAACUUGUGCGCUGUAUUCGAUUCGAUUCCAAACGCAUUGUAUCUGGUGCAUAUGAUGGAAAGAUCAAAGUGUGGAAUUUGAAAGCAGCUCUAAAUCCGCGGUCGAAACCAAGUCAGUUAUGCAUCCACACACUUCAACAACACACGGGUCGCGUAUUUCGGUUACAGUUUGACGACUUUCAAAUAGUUUCUUCCUCUCACGACGACACAAUUUUAAUCUGGGACUUUGUUCGACCGGCUUCGGGUAGCGAUGAGCGCGAUGACGGUUUCGAUGAUGGAAUGAACACAGUGUUCGCUUCAUCCGCCACGCGGACGUGCCUACCGGGUUGCUCUCAGACACUGGCAGAGGCAGCCAAUGCGUCAAAAGAGCAAUCAAAUACGGGGGCUUGCGGACCAUCGACUCAAUCAACCAGUACAUCCGAUCGUGCGAAUCUCCCGCUCCCGUCCAAUAGUGAUACCGCAGUUUCAGCGGCAGCAGCAGCAGCAGAUUUGGUCCAUAUCGACAGAAAUGUCGCGACUGAAAUGGAUAGUGAAAUGGCUCCAGAAGCAUCAACUCUGCCCAACGCAUUCCGUUCUCAGCUGUAUGGAUCAAACAGUGAUGCUGAAAGACAUGCAAGUUUCAAUGGUCGUUCUAGUGGUAGUAGGCAAUCACGACGCCUAAGACCCCCCGAGCAGCAAAAUGGGAGCUCAUCUGGUCCACCAUUGCCUUUCAAAAGUCUAUAUUCUUCUCCGUGA
Messenger RNA from Echinostoma caproni, 1242 nucleotides. The record is from the annotation of a GenBank genome assembly. NCBI's taxonomy places the organism in Eukaryota, Metazoa, Platyhelminthes, Trematoda, Plagiorchiida, Echinostomatidae.